AUGGCUGCUGCAAUGACAAUACAAAGGGAUCUCGUAAUAAAUCUGAAAAAAGAGACUUUUGCCAAUGUUAAAAUACUUAACAAGCAUCAGUCGAUGCCACAGGACUUAGCAAGACAAGUACUCAGGGAUAAUGCAUUAGAUAAACCAACUCAGAAUGUAUUUAAUCACCUUGCUUACUAUUUGGUUUCCAUUAUCGAUUCCCAAGCUUGUAGUGCGUUACCGUGGCCUUUAUAUGAUUCUAAAACUGAAAGAGCAUAUAGAAAUGGCCUUGCUACCUUUAUUACUGACUAUGGCGAGAAGGGUCUUCUUACACCAGUUGUGUCUUCUUAUUUAGUCAACCCUGGGUGCUACAAAGUGACCAUGUUGACAUUUCAACUCUCGCAAGUAGCUGUCCAGCGCGUUCUAGAGUCGAAAAUGAAGAAAGCGAGUCAAAUUAAGUUGUAUAAAGAUAUCACAAACAAGUGUAAAUCAUUUUCAGUCACUAAUGAGGAAUUACAGCUAGCUGUAGAAAAACAAGUACAAAUAAAUGUGAGUAAGCGCUCUAAAUACCUAAGGAAGAGGCAGGCAAUAGAAGAAAUUGCCAGAAUGUUCCAGAAUAAUAUUCUGCAAAUGGAAGAACUAUUAAAAAACACAAAGGCGCAAAGUUAUAUUGACAACCUUGUUGAUGGUUACGUAAAAGAGUGUAAACCAAAUGGACAAACCAAGGAAGACAUUCUUGAGGUCAAGAACAUACAUGUACAGCCUAAAAUAUUUGAAAAAUAUCUCUUAGAAGUUGACAAACAAGUGAAUAAGUUAGAAUCUGAAUGGGACAGAAAAACUAGUCCAUUCCUAAACAUCUGUAAAGAAACUUUCAAAAAUACUGAAACAUUAAUAGCUAGACACACUGGAGCUGAUCAGUCAUCAUUUACAGUUGAGUAUAAUCAUAAAACCGAUGAAAUAAACACAAUUGAGCUCCAAAAACAUGUAAAUAGUGAACAAAAAUACGUACUAAAGAAUAUAGUAUGCGAUCAAAGGCUGAAUUUCCCAAACCUUAUAAGAGGAUUUCUUAUAUCAAUGAGUUUUAUAUUGAAGAAUACAGUCAUUGGAGAUGAUGUUUACGGAUUCAACAAAUGUUUGUAUGAAGGACAUGCACGAUAUGGUGAAAUUGUUUCCUCCAUGAGGACAUUAAUUGAACGGGUCAUGAAUGCUGAAAGCAGGAUGCAGUCCCAGUCUAAUAUAUCCAACCAGUCCGUAUCAAUAAGCCAUCUAACAGAUAUUCCACCAUUGCCCGAUCUUUCGGAUCUGAAGAUGAACCGAGGGUACCAUCCCCCAACAAUCUUACAACUGAACCGAACAAGACAACAGUUCAAUCUACGCAGAAAAAUGACUGAAACAUUUGGCAAACCUUUAUCAAAGUCAUUCUUAAUCACACCUAUGCACAGAGGUCCACCUGAAGAUUUUUUAAAGAGUGUAAUAUCUUGUCGUGUCAGUUCCUAUGACCAAAUGAGUGUCUCUCAGUUUAAUAACACCAUAUCCAGUAAUAUUAGACCUGAGAUUAAAGCAAAUGAAACCCAUUCUACAGGCUUUACAAAGCAACAACUUGAUCGAUUGCUUUCCACCAAAAAAAGCAUUACGAAAAAGCACACUACAAUGCGACAUGACAAGAUUAAGAAAAGGAAUUUGUUCAAUGAGUCUACAAUGUCUACUUUUAAUGGAAGCAUUUGUUUGACCCGUAGUCGCUCGUCGCCAAAUCUCCUUGAAGGUAAAGAAAAGACACGUGCACGACGGUUGUCUACAAUGAAGGAGGAUAGUCUAUCUGUUCUAGAAGUUUCUGGAAUAGUUGCUUUAAAUCAGGAUAGUAAUCAGAGCACGCCAAAAGAGACUUGUAGUUUAGAAAUUAGUAGAAAAGUGUCUGAGUUCAAUAGCAUGCCUUCUAUAACUGUGGUGUCAAGUAAAACUUCCAUCAAUUCAUCUAGCAAGACUUCUCUCAACGAAGGUGCAAGCAAGGACAUUGAUAUGCAAGUUGAAGUUCCGAAAAGGAUCAGUACAGAAUUAAGUGAAGAGCCCAAAUCAGAGACUCCCGCAUCAAACGCACGGUUAAUUAAAAAAACAGGAUCAUUAGAAAAAAUCAUUAACAGGUUUAAAAAGAUUCGUGCUAGUGUGCUUCCUGAGGUAAACCUUGAAACUAAAGAUUUCAAAACAAUAGACGAAGAAAAAGAAAACUUAAACAUGGUAAACUUAGAGUUGUUUAAGACAAACAGAAAUUUGCUACCUGAUUUACUUAGUCCAAGUUGUAGCACGAUAACGCAGAGAUCUAAUGAUAACUUCGAACAUUGGUUUGAUAGUGAUGAUGAUGUGCCAAGAAGGCCGAGGGAGAGCCUUGGAACUGCGCUGGGCGUAGAUCAUACAUUUUUAGAUCAGUUUGAUUUAGAUUCAGACUGAUAUCGACUUUUGAUUGUUAUAGACGCGUACAAAUGCGACGUUUCCAAAUUCUCCUACUGGGUGCUCCCACUGGUAGUAAGCAUGAGGAUGGGUAUGACCUUGUGCUCCUACUGGGUGGAAUGGUUACUCCAUAAGGAUAAAUAUAUUCCGCAAAUCAUGUGAAAGAAGACUUUAGAAACUCUCUUUUUCAUGUUAUUUUGAAAGUUUGUAGCGCGCAUGAACUAUCUAAUUAUGUACAGUCGGUGCCGUCACUUAUGUAUAAACUAUUUGUAUAGCUAGUACAAAUAGUGAAUACUUAAGUGAGGGCACCGGCUAUACAGUCAGCACCAUAAUUCGCUGAAAAGCUAUUAUGGUGCUAGCUAGAUAGUGAAGAAAGAACCGGUAAAUAAAAGCUUCUCAAAAAUUAAGUUUUGUUGAGAACUACGUUAAAUAAAAAGGACGAUAUUAUUGGGUCUAUUCCCAUUUUCCAACCCUUACCACUAGUUACACAAUUGGUGUCCAUUUGCGCGAAAGCAAACUAAACUUAAUUCAAGUUUUCUUGAAGUAUACAAGUGUGAGAAUGAGUCUAUUGUUAUUGUUAAGGACAAUAAAGGGAUUUUUGUUAUGAGCAAAUUUCAUAGUUCUAUAAACUUUGUCACAGUUAAAGUAAUAAUAAUAAUUCUUUAUUGGACAUUAAAAAUUACAAUCCUAUACAAUAUAGAACAGUAAUAGAAGGCACAAAGCACAAACGGCACAAAUUAACAGUGGACCCCGCACUAAGCUCGAGGCUUGUAUCGCGGGACCCAAUAUAAUAGACAACUUAUUUUGACUCUUACAUGAGCCAAUUAGUGCAAACAUACAUUAGUUACACAUGAGUACACGUUCUUAAUAUAAUUUAAGACCAUCAACCAAUUCGAUAGGGCAGUACUAAAUCAAAAUCUUCGAUAGAUAGAGUUUAUUAAUUUUUAAUUGUCUAUACCUUACAUAUUAAGCUAUAAAACUAAGUGUGUCCUUAAUCUACAAAGUCAUGAACACAUGCAUCAUAAUUUAAAAAAAAACAUUGGUGUUGGACAAUUAUUACUCAAGUCAGCGUCUGUUGCCACACCUGUGGCCCCAUUGCCGCAACAGACGCCUUGAUCUUUGCUUCACUAAUAAUAUCAAAUUAGUGGAGUAUUUUCACAAUAAACAUGAAUAUCAUUGUAGCAAAAACAUGAUAUUAACAAAAUAAGUAAAAUGUAGUAGUAAAUUUAUUGUAUAAUAUUAAGUUUAUUGAAUAUCACGAUAUCAUUUUUUGUGAAAUUACUAGCUUUUUAUAAUUAUUAAUACAAAAAUCGGCACUAAGAAAAAUUUCAUCAAUCGGACUGGAUUUGAAUCAGCGCCAUGCCUAAUGCUCUCCCAACUGAUCAACGGAACGAACCAGCAUAGUAUGCUGAAGACGCUGAUACGAAUCCGAUUUUUGUAUUUAUAAUUAUUUCAUAUUUUUGUUUUGCUUAUGACUUUAGAUGCAAAUAAAUAAAUAUUACUAUAUCGAAAUUAAGUUGCACUGCCGUGCCCGUACCGAUAACGAAACUCCCAGAAUUUAAAUAAAUCUUGUUUGCGUUUAGCCGAAUCAACGCCAAUGAAUUUAAAAUUAUUACAUAAAUCCAAAUCUAGAUAUGGUAUGCGAUGUCAACUGGUCAUCGUCACAUUGUCCAAUUUCCUAGCCAACAAUUAAAUAUCAAACUGAAGAAACUUUGUAAAUAACGUUCAGUAUUUAAUGUACUAAAAAUUAAAACUUCAGUGCGUCUACCAUGAGAUUACAGUGUCAAUUAGCGCUAGUAACCGCGUAAAAUGUUUAUAUACAAAAUGUUUUUUCUUUUUGUGACCGCUAGU
This is a messenger RNA of Hyposmocoma kahamanoa, 4272 nucleotides long. RefSeq lists its product as uncharacterized. The transcript has 2 exons. The coding region runs from base 1 to 2421 and encodes 806 amino acids. The record is from RefSeq and is a predicted model, not a curated record. Lineage: Eukaryota; Metazoa; Arthropoda; Insecta; Lepidoptera; Cosmopterigidae.